Molecule: messenger RNA, 4707 nt
Organism: Linum trigynum
Lineage: Eukaryota; Viridiplantae; Streptophyta; Magnoliopsida; Malpighiales; Linaceae
Source: the annotation of a GenBank genome assembly
GACUAAUGGUUAGAAAUUAGUCAUUGGAGAACCAGUGACUACAAGUAGUAAUUACCGUGACAAGUGAUUGACUUCUGGUCACGGUAAUCGAAUUUGUCAUGGUAAAUACCGUAUGAAAAUGUAAAUAUUCCGUCUUUAAAUGUGCUUUUUUCUUGCGCUUGUGCAAAAAUAUUUGCAUUAGACAUGGUUUUUCCCGUGAUUAAGCGGUACAAAUAAUCAUGGGAAACUUUACCAUGACUUUAUAACUAGUCACGGUACUAUAACUAAUCACGGUAUACAACUAGUCACGGAGGUUUAUAUUACGGUAAAUUUCCCGUGACUAAAAUCAUUAAUGACGGGAAACGUGCUUUUAAACAUGGGAUUUCCUGUGUUUAAAGGAUCUUUUUCCUGUAGUAUAUUAAUCCAUACCAUUACAGUGCGGAACGAAUUCCUGGAAUUGGGGUUGGUCGGAGAUUUGCUCGUCUCCCCGGAUCUUAACAAAAACAAUUGAAAUAGAUAUGGAUCCAAUUUAACUAAUAUCAAUACAUGAACAUCAAUACUAAUAAGAUAACAUCAAUACCAGAAAAGCAAUAUCGUUAAAUGAUAAUCAAUAUUCAAUACCGGUAUGAAAAAAUCAUACAACUACAAAUAAAUCAAUACCCAGGUCGAAAUCAAUCACUCUCUUGCAGCGAGAACGGCCACCGGCGGGCAACUUCAAAGUAAAUUGCAACGUCGGUAAUAUGCUGUCCCCGGCGGCCUAUGAUUAUUAUUUUAAUUGGCUCGGCCCACUGUCCUUAUUUAUAAGGGUAAGACUGUUUGCUCUAAAAGUCUCUCAUACGCUGUCGUUUCUUAGCUCCUCCGCCGUCACAUUCUUGCAGCCAAAUCCGUUUCUUCAGUUCACCAGCGACGGCGAAAAGCUCUCAAGUCUAUCUCAAUUCUCCACAGUCCUGCACUCCCUCUCAACGGCUAACGCCACGGACCACUCAACCAUCACCUACUUCGCCGGCGCUAUCUCCUCCAUUCCUGGUUUCGUCUCCGCCAUCACCUUCGUCCUCCAUUUCAGCGCUCUGCUCUCGCUCCCUCUGUCUCGUCCGUUCGUAUCCACCGGCGACCCGCCGCCUCCAUAUUUAGCCUCCCUGCUUCCGCCGUCCCUGGUGAGUUCUGGGCACCGAUGUCUCCUAUUAAUUUGUGGGUUAACUUGGUUGGCUGGAAUGAAUUGAAUGGAUAGCUUGUGAUGUUUGUUUGCCAAAGGGUGUGAUUGCAUGAAUAAAUUUCUCUCUGUGAUUCUUUCAUCAAUUCAGAAAGAGCUGCGUGGCGUAGAUGGUUGAUUUGGUGAAUAGUAAUCAAUGAAUCAAUGCGAAGUGGUUAAACUGUCUCUUAUUGCUCAUGCCGAUACCGUGAGAUAAUAUUGUAUUGAGAAACAAUCAGUUGCUGUCUUGCCGACAGAAAGAUAGUUAAGAGUUGGCUUUUGUCUGGUUGGAAGGAAAUCGAAUGAUGCAUUCAUUUCCUUUUGUUAAUUGGUGUGGUUUUGAAAUUUAGGGUUAUGAAGUUUCAUGUUUGUGUUUUAGCUUUGUAUUCAGGCUGUGACUGAUUGAUUGAGUGGUUGUCUUAUGAUUUUACCCCAGUUUUCGAUUUCAUGUAAAAUCACGAUUUGACUGCAUUGAUUGCAACAUAGAUUUGAGAAUCAUCCCUUCAUUUUUCAUUUCUCACAUAUCUUUUGUAUUUCUAGGUCAAUGUUGCAUACAACUAUUGCCCCGAGAACUUGCAUCUCCUGUCCUAGGACGGCCAUCUUGCCUAGAAGGCAUUUACCCUCAACACGGCUUAGAAUACGUGCUUCGUUGACAGAAAACAAUAAUGGAGUCAAAGUGGAAUACACUCCUUGGCUCAUUGUUGGAUUGGGUAACCCAGGAAAUAAGUACCAUGGCACCAGGCACAAUGUUGGUUUUGAAGUGAUAGAUCAAAUAGCUCAGAAGCAUGGCGUUGUCUUGAACACAAUACAAUCAAAAGCUGUAAUUGGAAUAGGUUGCAUUGGGGAGGUGCCAAUUCUGUUGGCAAAGCCGCAAGCAUACAUGAAUUUUAGUGGGGAAUCGGUUGGGCCUCUUGCUGCAUACUAUCAAGUGCCUCUCCGUCAUAUUUUACUGAUAUAUGAUGAAAUGAGCUUGCCUAAUGGUGUUAUGAGACUUCAGCCAAAAGGGGGCCAUGGCCAUCAUAACGGUGUGAAGAGCGUGAUCGACCAUUUGGAUGGCUGCCGCCAAUUCCCUCGAUUAUGUAUAGGCAUUGGGAAUCCACCAGGGACAAUGGACAUGAAAGCUUUUCUACUGCAGCGAUUCAGCCCAACUGAGCGAGCGCAGAUUGACUUAGCAACAGAACAAGGGGUGGAAGCUGUGACCAACUUGGUGCUUAAUGGAUUCAACCAACAAAUCACCAGAUUCAAUCUGAGCCAGAAAUACAAGUAUCACAAAGUCUAAGAGAACAAGGAGGUGCAAGCUCGGACCACUUUGGGGUCUUUGCCAAGCCAGGGUUGCUAAGGCUCCUAAGAAUGCCGUGGGAUAUGCACUGCUCUCUUUGGUAAAAUGUAAAACAGAUUGGAGAGUGAUUGUUGUAAUUCGUAAAAGCAAAAAGUUCACUGAAAUUGAAGUGUUCUUUAUGUCCUAGCAGAGCAACAUAGCUGAACAUAUUGUAGAUUUUCUGAAACAAAGCUUGGGUCAUAAGUUAGAAGAGUAGCCUUCUAUGUAGUGUUAAUUUUUUGAAUUAACUGCAAGCAGCAAGCGUUAUAAACAAAGAAAGAAUACGAAGUUAAAAGCAGCAAAACAAGAAAACUUCAAUGCCAAGCCACCAAAAUCAGGACCAGCCAAUUUCAGUUUUCCAUAAACCAUGAUGAUGCUAUUACUAACAACCCAAAAAGGAAAAGAAUCUGAAAGGUAACAAUCGUCCGGCAUCAUAUACAACAAAAGAUUUAUCCCUACCCCCGACCCGAUAAAUAGAACAAAAAACCAAACUUGGCUAUAGCACAACAAAAAGAGAAGAUGAAACUUCCUAGUAAUACACAUAUCUUUUUCGUGCAAAACUACAUUCAUCGAUUAAUCGGUCGCAGAUUAAGAUACAACUUGGAAAUAGGGGGAAACAACAAUGGGACUGACUGAAGUACAAACUAUCACUAGCAAGAAACCAAAGCACGUUCCCAAGUAUGCGGAGAGGUCACUUGAAGCUCGAGGGGAGGAGGCUGGACGGGCCAAAGGAAACAAAUAUCGUUCCCAAUAGGUUGCUGCUGACUUGUGGCAGACUAUGUUGGUAUAGUCAGGUUAGGCUGAUAUGGGUUCGUAAGGGAAUGAUAGCCAUGGGUGCUUCAGAGCCUCUAAUGCAGAAGGACGCUUCCUUGGGUUUACUUCAAGUAAAUGCCCAACAAAAUCAAUGAAACCUUGGUCUCCCAUUGGUAAUCGGUGCCUCAACGAUGUUUUCUUUGAUACCAGGUACUCUAGUCGGUUUGUUUCCUGAAGAAGAGGAAUUCAGGAUAUAGCACACCCACCAUAUUCGGAUUCACUAAAAAAAACCUUUCACUAUAUUAUCCCUCUGAAUGGGGCUCAACAUGCAUGCAUUCUGGUUUUGCAGGCAUUGAAAAUCACCCAGUGACAACGGACACGAAAGCUUUUCUACUAUAGAGAUUCAGCCUGACGGAGCAAUGCACAAGUUCUACCAUAAAGCAUCUUGUAUGAAACAACCUUAUAAGAAGCAUCUCACCUCAACUCAUCCAGUCAUUGGACGAGCAAUUACCAUACCAUUUACAAAAUUAGGAACUCUUUUUAACUUUAUGUGGAAAGAUUUAAAGUUUGCACCAGGUUCUUAAGGGUGUUUAACCUACGUACUGAAUUUCGGCAGCUCCUGAAAACUACCUAUUGGUUACCCUUUGUUCUACAUGGACGUUGGCUAGAAGAGAAAGGAAAGAACAUAUACCUGAUUCCGUUCAUAAAGCAUGUGAUUUUUGGUGAAGUACUUGUAUGUAUCUCGCCCUUUAGCUAACAUCUCUUGAUCGAUGGGACCAAUAAUUCCAAUAACUCUGGCCAGUAGAGUUGCCGGUGAGUCAUUUUGGAAGAGAACCUGAAACAGAAAAUCUUAUUUUGGACAUGACCCAGGUGACAAUGUAAAAUAUUUGCAGAAUGCAAAGGCAUGAUGAUAUAUAGCUGAACCCUAAAACAUAAAGUAUUAUAUGUCGGUCAGUCUACAAAGUGCCUAUAUUCCUUGUCCUAGCAGAAAAUAUAUCGUUCUUGAACUACAUCCUCAGAAAAAUAACUACUAUAUUUGGCAAUCAUGCAAAACCAAGGACAAUAGGUCACAAGCAGCAGGCAACAAACGAUCCGACAAAUAUUUUGUUUGACAAGUCCAUGUCAAACUUCAACAGCAGAAACUACUUCCCAUCACUAUUACAAGACCAAUCACUACAGAAAGUAAUUCUACAAACAGCUCAUGCAAAUUUUCAUACUGAUAUUUGCUGUCAAUGUUCUAAAAGUGCAGUGGCAAUCGGCAGAUACCUCUUUGUCACCUCUCUCAUUUUAGACCUUUGGGCACGAAUCAGAAAAAAGAAAAGAAACAUAGGCUUCCAAGUAGGAUUGGCAAUAACAAAACAUGAAUAAAAAUGCAGUGGCAAUUGGCAAAUACCCUCUUUGUCACCUCUCUCAUUUUAGAUCAUUGGACACCGAUCAGAAAAAAAUAAAAGAAACAUAAGCUUCUAUG